Colossoma macropomum (tambaqui) is the source of this 2872-nucleotide messenger RNA. RefSeq names its product neurofilament, medium polypeptide b (gene nefmb). The record is from RefSeq and is a predicted model, not a curated record. Gene Ontology annotation, biological process: neurofilament bundle assembly. Gene Ontology annotation, cellular component: postsynaptic intermediate filament cytoskeleton; cytoplasm; intermediate filament. Gene Ontology annotation, molecular function: structural constituent of cytoskeleton. The transcript has 3 exons. Lineage: Eukaryota; Metazoa; Chordata; Actinopteri; Characiformes; Serrasalmidae. Bases 33 to 2285 code for a protein of 750 amino acids.
AGAGCCACAGGGACACCCUCACGCUCCCCGCAAUGGACAUGAUAGGGGCUCCUUCCCGCAGAAAAGUGCUGGAAACGCGCACUGUCCGCUCCUCUCCAUCCACUGCCAUGAGAUCGCACUCGUGGUCUAAAUCCAAGCCGGCUAUCUCCAUCUCAUACAAGAGAACAACAAACGCGCCUGUAAGCAGGGCUUACAACUUCGCUGCGCUCUCGCCUCCGGACAGUUUGGAGCUCAGCUCCGCGCUGAACGGAGACCAUGUGCGCAGCAACGAGAAGGAGCAACUGCAAGGGCUUAACGACCGCUUUGCCAGUUACAUCGAUAAGGUGCGCUACCUGGAGGAGCAGAACAAACAGCUGGAAGCGGAGAUUCAGGCGCUACGGCAGCAAAAGCUGUCGCAGUCUCAGCUGAGCGAUACGUAUGAGCAAGAAAUCCGCGAGCUGCGCUCCACGCUGGAGCAGCUGAGCAGGGAGAAGGCGCAGAUUCUCCUGGAAACAGACCACGUCGAUGAGGAUCUUCAGCGGCUGAGGGAGCGAUACGAAGAAGAGGCGCGCUUAAGAGAGCAAUUGGAAUCCACCAUACGCAGCAUGAAAAAAGACAAAGACGGCUCUAUGGUGACGAAGAUGGAGUUGGAGAAGAAAGUCCAAACUCUCUUGGACGAGAUGGACUUCCUGCGCGACAACCACGAAGAGGAGGUCAACGAGCUUCUGACACAGCUGCAAGCCGCCCAGGUGCCUUUGGAGAGAAGAGAGUUCCAGAAGACUGACAUCACCUCCGCGCUGAGAGAGAUCCGCGCGCAGCUGGACGGCCUCUCCACGAAGAACCUAAAGCAGGCUGAAGACGUCUUCAAGUGUCGCUACGCCAUGCUGACCGAUGCGGCCGAGCAGAACAAGGACGCGAUAAAGUCCGUGCGGGACGAGAUCGCUGAUUAUCGUCGCCAGCUGCAAGCCAAGAACGUUGAGCUAGAGGCGCUGCGAGGCACCAAAGAGUCACUGGAGAGGCAGCUGAGCGAUAUCGAGGACCGACACAGUAACGAUAUAGGCAGCUAUCAGGAGAUGAUUUACCAGCUAGAAAAUGAUCUCAAGGCAACAAAGUGGGAGAUGACUCGCCAUCUCCGGGAAUAUCAGGAUCUGCUUAAUGUUAAGAUGGCGCUAGAUGCUGAAAUUGCUGCCUACAGGAAACUCCUAGAGGGUGAAGAAACUCGCUUCAAAACGUUCUCUGGAAGUGUUCCAAGUGCUGCAUUUACAUACAGCCAUUCCAAGGCCCCAAAAGUCCAGCAUAAAGUUGUGGAAAUCAUUGAGGAAAUUAAAGGGGAGAGUGACCUAGAUGACGAUUUGGCAGAUGUAGCAAAAGAGCUGUCAGUUGAGGCAGGUGGAGAAGAAGGACCUGAGGAUAAAGGUGAAGCAGUUGAGGGGGAUAUUGUGUUAUCCAGUGAAGCAAAACUUGGUGCUGAGCAGGGAGAUGACAAAGGUGAGAAAGUGGGAGAUGAAGGUGAGCAAGGGAGUGAGAAGGAAGAGGCAGUAGAGGCAGAAAAGGAAAAGGAGGAGGAGGAAGGUAUGGAGAAAGAAGAGGAGGUAGGAGAAGAAGAAGGUGGAGAUGAAGACGGUGCAGAAGAAGAGGAGGGACGAGAAGAAGAGGGAGACGAGCAAGAGGCAGAGGGUGAAGAGGAGGUAGAGGAGGCUGAAGUGAUUGAGGAAACAGAACUGAGCAGUAGAAAAGCUGAAACAACAAAAAGUGAGCCAGAAAAAGAAGGAAAAGAAGAGGAUAAGCACAGUGAUAAAGCAGAAGAAGAGGGAAAUGAGGAGGAAGAGGAAGGGAAAGAAUAUGAUGAAGAAAAGGGAGAGGAGAAGAAUGAAGAGCAGUCUGAACGAGACGAAGAAGAAAAAGAAGACGCACAAAAAGAGACAGGGGAGGAUGACCAAUCAAUGGGAGAAGGAGAGAAGACAAAUGACUCAGAAGUAAAGGAGAAGGAAAAACAAGAGUCAGUCCAGGCCGAUAAGAAGAGUAAUGGAGAGGAGGAGGGAGAAAAAAAACAGAAGAGUCCUGCUUCAGGAAGAGGAGAAGAAGAGAAGGCAGAAAAUGAGAGCCAGAUAAGCCCUUCCAAAGAGGAACCCAGCCCCAAAGAAGAGAUUCUUACUAGAACUGUAGAGACCAUCACCAAUGGAGACAAAGAGACCACAAAACCAGCCAACAAGCAAGAGAGCAAGGCAGAAAAAGAGCCUCAGGAAAAUAAGAAAGCCAUCAAAAAAGUAGAGAAAGCAACAAAGGAAGCUAAAGUGAAAGACUGAUUAUUGGUGAAAAUAUAUUCUAGUCAGCCUCACAAAUCAUAAUAACUUAAGCAAAAUAAUAAUACAGCAAAAUGUGAAAAGCCAGCAGAUACAGCUAGAUAAAAUUCUUGCAUGUGUGUUGUAUGAAAGGUUUGCAUGUGAGGUAAAAAUCCAGAAGCAUAACCAAGCCAGACAACACACCUGGCUUGCUUAAAUGAAACUGCUUUUGAAACUGUUGAUUGGAAAUUUGGACUAAUGAUGUGAGGUUUUUCAACAGUUGUUUGGUGCUACUACAUUAAUAAUAUCUGCAGAUGUCAUUCAAGCCAAAUCUGAAAAACCUUACAGUAUGAUCCUGAUAAUACCUUGCCUUAUGUCACAAUUCACUAACCACUUAAUGUUUUUGUUUGAAACAAUGCCACAAAAAUGGCCACAGCAUCUACAUACAUACAAGAAUACUGUGAAACUGUAAUCUAAAUUCAUUCAUACUAAGGUGGUGCACUUUGCUUUCUCACAAUGACUAAAGUCAAUAAAAGCUGUUCAAGUCUUCACCAUUUUGUUUCGUCCUGAUGAAAAAAUGAAGUAAUAAAAUUUCAUGAAACGCUGUAACC